UCUCGACACAGCUUCAACGGUCGUAUUCUAUACCUCAGCAACCAACGGCACGAACAUUACAAUUUCGUCUAGACUCCAGUCGCACUCGGAAUCUCUUCCUGUAACCAACAGCGGGCGGGCGUUCGCAUAGAAAGUUGGCUUAGAAGUAACUUCCUUCGAUUUAAUGGCGGGUGAGGAGCACAGGUGCGUCAGUCGUCGCGACGCCAGUUUUUCAAACCACCCUUCGGGUUACGCGACAGGAGCAGAUAUUUCAAGAUUACCCCAUGUUUCUCGAGCGGACGCACCACACUAUCGUGCGGCUGCAGGGGAGAGUUCGAGAUUCGAGCUCGCGGCGACGGGAGCAGGAAACACAACGAGCGGAGGCAACAGCGGGAGGGCGGGUCAACAGUACGAGCCUGGGUUGAACCCGGUGCAGUCAGGUGGAACAGAGCGGCGGGGACCAGAAGGCGUGGACGGCGGAGCCUCCCUUGCAUCGGCUGGAUUAAAUGAGAGGUGGCUCAUGGCGGCGAUGAUGGCGGAGGGAUUGCCAGUGGCUGCUCCAGUUAGGUCUGCUCCGCAAAGUCAACGUUCCGAUCACGUGGGUGCGGCAGACCGCGUGGAAGACGGAGCGUCUCUUGCGUCAGCCGGGUUGAACGAGAGGUGGCUCAUGGCGGCGAUGAUGGCGGAGGGACUGCCAAUGGCUGCUCCGAUCAGUUCUUUAGGGUGUGAAUCUGGACUGGCGCUAGGCGGGAGUCAACGCGGUCAACGCAGUCUAGCGUUGGGCAGUCAACGCGGUCAACGGAGUCCAGCGGUGGACGGUCAACGUAAUUCAAGCAGUCGCUGUGACGCUCCCGUCCCUGUCUUGGGCCUGCGCCAGACUCACGUUCCGCCUCCCUCGCACUCUCCAUCUCCCACCCUCUCGGCACGCAGUCGAGACACCCUAACGCCCAGCCAGCAGCAGCGACCGCCGCUCAGUUUGCGCCAGACUCACCUUCCCGCUCCCCCGCCGCACGCUCCAUCUCCCAUUCACGCUAAUUCUCACACCUGCACUCCCUCUCACAUCCAUGCUCCCCCGUGCGACCUUUCCUGCCUUUCCGCCAUCUCAGCUACUCAAACGAACCCUAAUACCGCGCGCCCGAUCCCCACAAACCGUGCAUCCAACCAGGGGAGGAAUCCGCCCCCGGACGAUCCAAUCCCGCGCACCCUCACUGACCAUCGUCGAUCCCUCAGCCCAUUCCAUCUGGACCGUCCAAAUCUCCAAGGCCCCUCAUUUCCUCAAGGGUCUUCUUCACAGCGUCGUUUUGACCCCAGACCCUCCCAUGACUCCCCUGUCGGCUCCCCUUCCUGCUCCCCUUUCGGCUCCCCUUCCUUCCCCUCCCCUUCCCCCUCCCAGCGACGCCACCCAUGCCACCCCCCGUCCCUCGCCUCUCCCCCGCGUCAACUCUCCCCUGGUGGUGAUUCAAACGCGUGCAACAUACGCCCAGGCGGUGGUUCAGGUGUGAGCAACAGCAGCCCAUGUCGUAGUUCAGGUGUCCGCAACACUGGCUCAGGUGGUGCUAUUCGAAGAUCAGGCUGGACUGAAGAAAGGGAGGGGACGGGUAUCUAUGAAGAAGACGGAGGAAUGGCCAAGCGUGGCAUGUGUGACAGUAAAGGGGGUGAUACAGGAGGGAAUGAGGCAACUCAAUGCAUGGACAAGUUUGGUGAUGACAGGCUCGGCAGGGGCAGGCUUGGUGAUGACAGGCUCGGCAGGGGCAGGCUUGGUGAUGACAGGCUCGGCAGGGACAGGCCCGGUACUCACAUGGAGCAGCAGAGGCACGAGCGUGAGCCAUCAGUGUCGUGUGGCCCUUCUGCUUCGUGUGUUUCUUCUGCCAUGGCUACGACUGCUCGCGCCAGGGAUGUUCAAUGUGAUGAUGGUGGUGAUGGGUACAGAGGUGGAAGCAGAGGGGACACAAACGAGGGUGAUGUAGGAAGGCGUGACAUUAACGAGGGUGGGGCAAGUGGGGCCAGCCGUGAUGCUGGAGACGAUGUGGCUGCAGACCAAGUGCCUUUGCCCAACCAUCCAGGCUGGGUGACCACCAAGAGGCGCAAGACCCUCAAGGAGGAGCUGAUUGAGGUGGAGCUGGCCAUGGAGAGGGAGUACGAGGCGGGGAGGAGUGCAGCAAAGAAGGCCAAGACGGAGGGAGGGUGUGAGACAGGGAGUGGAGGGGGGAGGGCAGGUAGGAGAGGAGGGGGAGAGAGUGAGUAUGAGAGAGAAAGAGGAGGGAGGAGGGGAGGAGGGGCAGGGGUUGAAGGGGAAGUGGUGGAUGGAGAGCAGGAGGCUGUUGAGAGGGAUUGGAGAGAGCGGGGUGAGGUGCAGGGCGGUUAUGCUGUGGGUGCAGAAUCAGGUAGCUACCAUCAGCUGAGGGGAAGCGAGACUGGAAGGGAGAGAGAGCGUGAGAUAGAGAGGGCAUGGGCCAGGGAACUGGAGAGGGAGAGGCAGAGGGAGUGGCAGUCCCAGUGGCAGCAGCAGCAGCAGGAGCAGGAGCAACGGCAGCAACGGCAAUCACGGCAGAGAGGGAGAGUUGAGGCUUUUGGGCUGGAAGAAGAUGAUUUCAUCGACCAGAUGGUCCCAGAGGAUUGACUUCCCAAUUCGGGUUGAAGAUUACAUGCACAUGGCACACGUGCACAUGGCUGCUUGAUUGGACAGUUCUGCUUGAGAUGGAAGCAAUUCGGUAAUCCGCGAAUAUGAAUGAGGAUGUAAAUUUGUUGGGCAUACUUCAGCGCUUCAAACAUGCCACCCGUAUAAUGGUACCAUACAUUUUUUUGUUGCUGGCUCUUGAAUUGUGAAAAAAACAAUAUUGUUUUGCUGGGUUUUUUUUUUCCUGAUAGGAUACUUUAUCUCGUGUAAUGGGACCAUCCGUAAUCAGUACG
Messenger RNA from Closterium sp. NIES-67, 2889 nucleotides. Lineage: Eukaryota; Viridiplantae; Streptophyta; Zygnematophyceae; Desmidiales; Closteriaceae. The record is from the annotation of a GenBank genome assembly.